Messenger RNA from Cuscuta campestris, 5195 nucleotides. The record is from the annotation of a GenBank genome assembly. NCBI's taxonomy places the organism in Eukaryota, Viridiplantae, Streptophyta, Magnoliopsida, Solanales, Convolvulaceae.
CUUCGUCAACCUGUUCAUACUCCACACACUUCAAACUUCGGGGUAACAAAUUAAGUUCAUGGCUUCAUCUGAGGACGAGGGUGAAAUUGUUCCUGAAUGCAUCACUAAUUACCUGUUCUACGACUCCAAUGGUAUACCUGCUUCAUUUGCUCUUUUGCCUCUUCAGUGGGACGCUUCUAGCGGGGGUUCUGAUUCAUCAAGCACCCAUCUAUUCAUAUGUGGAGUUGAAGAUGAAGGGAUCCAAAAAAUUUACAAGAAGGUUGUGGCAUGGAAAUUUGAAUUUUCCUAUCACCAGCCAGAAAUUUAUGUGCUGCUUCCCAAAUACAAUAUCUGGGUAAAGCUAUUGAAACCCAAGAAGAGUUAUGAGGUGCUCAUCAAACCUGCCUUGACUGUUGUCCACUGUCUAAAUUUUGUGAAAUAUAACCCCCUGGGAUCUAGAGAAGCUCUAUGGAAUCACAUUAAGAAAACCUUUAGUGCAUAUGAGGUUCUUCCUUGUGAAGAUGAUCUGUUGAAACACUUGUCUGUACUCAGAGACACUGCUCUUAGGGACAAAGAUGUAUCAAAAUCUCAGUACUUGGCUGGAUUUCUUGAGGAGACAUCUAUGGACCAUACAGGUGCUUGUGAGGUAUACAAAGCAUCUAAGAGACAGAAAUUUAUAGUUGAUGAGGACAACAGCAGUAGUGACGAUGGUGAUGAUGGCGAUCAUGAUGAUGCAGAUGAUGACGACGAAGAAGAUGCAAUAUUCGAUCAUGUAUGCGCACUUUGUGAUAAUGGGGGCGAACUUUUGUGUUGUGAAGGUAGAUGCAUAAGAUCCUUCCACCCAACUAUAGAAUCCGGUGCUGAUUCUCUUUGUGAGUCUCUUGGCUAUACUAGUCAGAGAGUAGAAGCAAUUCAGAAAUUUAUUUGCAAAAACUGUCAAUAUGGGCGGCAUCAGUGCUUUGCAUGUGGCUUAUUGGGCUGCUCUGACAACUCUUCUGGGGCAGCUGAGGUGUUUCAAUGUGUAUCUGCAACUUGUGGCCAUUUCUAUCAUCCAAAGUGUGUGUCAGGGCUAGUGUAUCCAUCUGAUAAAGCUCAGGCCAAGAAAUUUGAGAAAGAAAUUGCAGAUGGAGAACCAUUUACAUGUCCUGCUCAUAAAUGUGUUUCAUGUAAACAAGGAGAGGAUAAGAAGGUCCAUGAAUUGCAAUUUGCUGUUUGCAGACGCUGUCCCAAGGCAUACCAUAGGAAAUGUUUGCCAAGGAGUAUUACUUUUGCUGAUAGCCAAGAAGGCGAUGGAAGGGCAUGGGAUGGACUAUUGCCUGGUCGUAUCUUGAUAUAUUGCAUGGAACACAAGAUGAUUCCUGCAAUCGGCACUCCACGAAGAGAUCAUAUCUUAUUUCCUUAUGAAGACCGUAAAGAUAAGCAGAAUUCUGGUCAAAUGCCAGGAAAAGAAACUGUACUCUCUGAUAGGAGAAGUAAGAUCUAUGGAGGUCUGAAAAGAACUGUGGAAGGAGAACAUGAGAAACAAGUCCAGAGGUUUUCUGGAGAACAAAUCAAAAGAGACAGGAUCCCACUGAAAGUAGCUCAAAUGUUGCCAUCGCGGUCAUCAUUUCUUAAGAUCCCCAAAAUAACAAUCAAGCGUGCUGGUAUUGACAUAAGCAAGUCCAGAGAAGCCGUUCCUAUGAGGUUGAUUUCUAAGGAGCAAAAUGUGGUGAAAAAUGAAAUGACGGUGAAGGAAAACAGUGAAUGGCCUUUGCGGGAUGAGACAAAGAAGAGAAUAUUUGCACUCGUGGAAAGUGUUGAUUCUUCCUUUGAUGAACAUGAAUAUAUCAUGGACCAUAAAAGGAAAAGCAUUCAUACUUUUUCCUCGAGAUUUGAUGAUGCAAAGACCAUUACUGAAGUCAAAGUGGAGCGUGCUGUGCAGGCUGUGCGAGCAGCCCUGAGAAAACUAGAAGAAGGGCACAGUAUAGAAGAUGCCAAAGCUAUUUGCGAACCUGGGGUUCUCAGGCAUGUUUUCAAAUGGAAGAAGAACUUAGGUUCUUAUAUCGCUCCUUUUCUCAAUGGCAUGCGGUAUACAUCUUUUGGCCGACACUUCACAAAACUUGCCAAAUUAAAAGAGAUUGUUAAUAGGCUCCGGUGGUAUGUACAAGAUGGCGACAUGAUCGUGGACUUUUGUUGUGGUUCAAAUGAUUUCAGCAUCCUGAUGAAAGAGGAACUUCAAAGAAUGGGGAAAGUCUGUCAAUUCAAAAACUAUGAUCUCAUACGACCUAAGAACGAUUUCAACUUUGAGAGGAGAAAUUGGUUGAGUGUUGAAGUUGGAGAAUUACCUGAAGGGUCUAAUUUGAUCAUGGGGCUAAAUCCCCCUUUUGCCAAUGCCUAUGAGUUCCUGAAUCAAGCUCUAAAGUUCAGACCAAAGCUUCUAAUUGUCACUGUCCCUAAGAGCACUAAAAGGCUUGACAAGAGAAAGGAUCCAUAUGAUAUAGUCUGGGAAGAUGAAGAGAUACUGGCUGGCAAGUCGUUUUACCUGCCCGGAUCAUUGGACGUGCACGACCAUCAGAUUGAAGGGUGGAACAAAAAGUCGCCACCGUUGUAUUUAUGGAGCCGUCCUGAUUGGACCGCUGUGCACAAGGCGCUGGCUCUCAAGCACGGCCACAUUGCCGAACCGGACCAACAUGUGAAUGAAGCCGGGACACCCGGUUUUUCGAAUGUCAUAGGUGGUGGGUAUCGUCGAUGGUCUCGGCCGCCGGACAUCAUCUCCUUCUGUGAAUCGGCGCAGUCUCUCCGGCAAAUUCAGCAGACUCACGCUCAGGCCGUCCUCCAUGGCGUCCUCCCGGCCAGCAUUUCAGUGUCCGCCGCGCUCAUUCUCCGGUACGCGCUUUUUGGGUCGAGCCGGAAAACCUGCCAGAUUCUUUUUUCGCAGAGCGCCGGAUUCGCUCUCUCGCCGUUCCUCCACAACACCCUCAUUCGAGCCCAUGGGAUGCUUGGGGUGUGUUGCAGGGAUGGGUUUUUGGUGUAUAAUGAAAUGUUCAGGAGAGGUGUUAUGCCGGAUGAUCACACUUUCCCCUUUGUGCUUAAGCUGUGUUCGGACCUUUUGGAGGUCCGGAAAGGGUUGGAGGCUCAUGGGAUGCUGUUGAAGCUGAGCUUCGAUUCGGAUGUGUAUGUGAAUAAUACUCUGUUGAGUUUCUAUGGGAGCUGUGGGGAUUCGUUGGCUGCACGAAAGGUGUUUGAUGAAAUGCCUGAGAAGGAUUUGGUGUCUUGGAACUCGGUUAUCCGGGUAUUUUCAGACAAUUCUUGCUGGUUUGAUGCGCUCAAAGUGUUCAAGGAAAUGUUUUCUGCGUCUGAAGUGAAGCCGAACAAUGUGACUGUGGUAAGCACACUGCCUGUUUGUGCAGCCCUUGAGGAUAGCAAGGUGGGUAGAGGAGUUCAUUGUUAUAUUUUCAAAGUGGGUUUAGAUACUCAACUUAGCAUCGGGAAUGCAUUAAUUGACGCAUAUGGUAAGUGCAGAGAGGUGGAAGCUUCAAGACGAGUGUUUGAUGAGAUGACCGAGAGGAAUGAUGUCACAUGGAAUGCAAUCAUUGUCAUCUUAGGUUACAAUGGGUGUUAUGAACAAGCAUUUUCUAGUCUCAGGUUGAUGAUUUAUGAGCCAGUUGAUUUAAACUCUACUACAAUUUCAAGUGUUCUGCCAAUCUUGGCUGAACUGGGUUAUUUUUGCAAGGGAAGGGAAGUUCAUGGUUUCUCUGUGAGGAUGGGUUUGGAUAGGGAUGUCUUUGUAUCAAACUCACUGAUUGAUAUGUACUCUAAAUCAGGGCAUUCGACAAAAGCGUCCAAUGUAUUUCAUAAUAUGGACAAGAAGAAUGCCAUAUCGUUUAAUGCAAUGAUUGCAAACUUUGCACAAAACUCUCUGCAGCAAGAGGCUAUAGCUCUUGUGAGGGAAAUGCAAGCUCAGGGUGAAAACCUAACGUCUGUCACGUUCACUAAUCUUCUCCCAGCAUGUGCCAGGCUGGCAUACAUUUGCCCUGGGAAGGAAAUUCAUGCGAAGUCACUCCGUUGCGGGUGUGCCUCUGAUUUAUUCUUAUCCAACGCAUUGAUAGAUAUGUAUUCAAAAUGUGGGUUUCUAAAUCUGGCUCGUAAUGUGUUUGAUAUUUCCCUUAAAGAUGAGGUGUCUUACAACACAUUGAUUGUUGGUUAUUCUCUGACUAAUGAUUGGAAAGUCUCUCUUUCUCUCUUCUCAGAAAUGGGCCAGCUUGGAAUGAAACACGACACUGUUUCAUUCGUGGGGGCCCUCUCUGCGUGCUCUAACGCUUCUGAAAUCAAGAAAGGAAAGGAGAUCCACGGUUUUGCUGUCAGGAGAACCUUCCAUUCACAUCAAUUUGUCGCGAAUUCGCUCUUAGAUUUGUACACAAAGUGUGGGCAGAUUGAUAUCUCCCGGAGGAUCUUUGACCGUAUGUCACACAGGGACGCGGCGUCUUGGAACACCAUGGUUUUAGGGUAUGGAAUGAUUGGCCAAGUUCAAACUGCAAUUGAUUUAUUCGAAUCCAUGAGAGAUGAUGGGGUGAAAUAUGAUUCAGUAUCCUAUAUCGCGGUCCUAUCAGCCUGUAGCCAUGGAGGGCUAAUCGAACAAGGUAGGAGAUUCUUCGACGAGAUGAUUGCUUGUAAUGAUAUCAAACCAACAGAGAAACACUACGCAAACAUGGUGGAUCUACUUGGGAGAUGUGGCCUUGUUGAUGAAGCAGUUCAUCUGGUCCAAAGCUUACCCAUUGAAGCCGAUGCCAAUGUAUGGGGUGCUCUUCUUGGAGCUUGCAGACUACACGGGAAGCUGGAUUUGGGCUGUUGGGCCGCGGAUCAGUUGCUCAAACUGAAGCCAAAUCACUCCGGGUAUUACGCACUGCUGUCCAACAUGUAUGCAGACGCCGGGAGGUGGAAGGACGCUGAUCGAGUUAGGGAGUUGAUGAAGGUGAAAGGGGUGAAGAAAAUGCCUGGGUGCAGUUGGGUUCAGAUGCAGGAUCAGGUUUAUGCUUUUAUUGCUGGGGAAAGAUUUGAACAAUUGGGCUCACAUUUUGUGGGUAGAGAAGUCUGACUAACUGAAAAGAAAGUGAGACGGUUAAUUUAGAACAUAGAGAGUACUUUGUAUCUGAGUACUUUUGAUAUUUUAUUGGACGCUAUAAUAUCUGUUUAUACAUGCUCUCCAACCUACUUAAGAAUGAAGAGUUAAUGGUUUC